Messenger RNA from Helobdella robusta, 312 nucleotides. RefSeq lists its product as hypothetical. The transcript is spliced from 3 exons. NCBI's taxonomy places the organism in Eukaryota, Metazoa, Annelida, Clitellata, Rhynchobdellida, Glossiphoniidae. The record is from RefSeq and is a predicted model, not a curated record. The coding region runs from base 1 to 312 and encodes 103 amino acids.
AUGUUGCCGAAGAGUGCCCUACAACACUCACUAACACAUUUAAACAAACAUCUGAACCCACAUCUGAACCCACAUCAGCCUGAAACCCACAUCCUAUUGAAAUAUGAAAAAAUUGAGACAGACAAAGACUUUACCAGCCAAACUCGCUUAUACGGACUAAAAACAGCAAAUAGACAGACAGGUUGUGACAAGACAGUGCUUUUUUUUAAACAAGACAAAGACAUUGAGAGCUCGAGACGUGACCGGGACGAGAUCUUCCAAAAAUGUCUUGAAACAUCCGAGGACAAGACAAGAAAUUUGAAACGAAAUUAG